Molecule: messenger RNA, 2323 nt
Organism: Pundamilia nyererei
Lineage: Eukaryota; Metazoa; Chordata; Actinopteri; Cichliformes; Cichlidae
Gene: gabra4
Product: gamma-aminobutyric acid type A receptor subunit alpha4
Exons: 9
Coding region: 365-2035 (556 amino acids)
Biological process (GO): gamma-aminobutyric acid signaling pathway; chloride transport; monoatomic ion transmembrane transport
Cellular component (GO): membrane
Molecular function (GO): GABA-A receptor activity; extracellular ligand-gated monoatomic ion channel activity
Source: RefSeq, a predicted model, not a curated record
UUUGUGUGCCUGGGUGCUGAGCAGCAGCAGAGCAGCUUAGAUGCGGACCAGAGGUGACCAGGGCUCGGGGUGAAGGUGUGUGCGCGUAUGUGUGUGUGCGUGUUUGUGUGUGUGCGCGCGUGUGCACGUGUGAGUUUUUGUUGCGCGCCUGGCAGAGAGACUGCAGGAUCGGGAGGAAAAGGGCUCUCAACUUCCCUCUUCCUCUCUGCGCCGCUCUGCCCUGUGUCGCUCCCUGCCUACUGCUCCUCUUUCCCUUUUUUUACUCCGGGACACAGGCAGCUGCUGCCGCUGGUAGUGGUGCUGCUGCUGCUGCUGGUGCUGGUGCUGGUGAGAUGUGAAGAGGCUUGAAGUAUGGCAUGCAAGGAUGGUUUCUGCCAAGAAGAAGGAGAUGGUGACAGCGAUGCGCCCCGCGUUUACUCGGACCCUCUUCUACUUUUUCUGUUUGCUGACUUGUAUGAAGAAAAUCUCUGCGCAGACAAAAAAGGAUGAAAGGAUCUAUCCGGAGAAUUUCACUCGCAUUUUGGACCGACUUCUGGACGGCUAUGACAACAGGCUGCGACCUGGAUUCGGAGGUCCUGUGACUGAGGUCAAGACUGACAUUUAUGUGACAAGUUUUGGGCCUGUCUCAGACGUUGAAAUGGAAUACACAAUGGACGUAUUUUUUCGCCAGAUGUGGGUAGACCGGAGGUUGAUGUACGAGGGCCCGAUAGAGAUUCUCAGGCUGAACAACCUGAUGGUAACAAAGGUGUGGACACCGGACACCUUCUUCAGGAACGGCAAGAGGUCCGUCGCUCACAACAUGACGGCGCCCAACAGGCUGUUCCGCAUCAUGAAGAACGGCACCAUCCUCUACACCAUGAGGCUGACGAUUAGCGCCGAGUGUCCCAUGAAGCUCGUGGACUUCCCCAUGGAUGCACAUGCAUGCCCCCUCAAGUUUGGCAGCUAUGCCUAUCCUAAAACGGAGAUGAUCUAUACUUGGACCAAAGGGCCUGAGCAUUCAGUGGAGGUCCCUCCAGAGUCCUCCAGCCUCGUUCAGUAUGAUCUCAUUGGCCAGACGGUCUCCAGUGAAACGAUUAAAUCCAUCACAGGUGAAUAUGUGGUCAUGACGGUCUACUUCCACUUGAAACGUAAAAUGGGCUACUUCAUGAUUCAGACGUAUAUCCCCUGCAUAAUGACAGUAAUCCUCUCCCAAGUGUCCUUCUGGAUAAAUAAAGAAUCAGUCCCAGCGCGCACAGUUUUCGGCAUCACCACCGUCCUGACCAUGACAACGCUCAGUAUCAGUGCUCGCCAUUCCCUCCCCAAGGUCUCGUACGCUACUGCAAUGGACUGGUUCAUCGCCGUCUGCUUCGCCUUUGUCUUCUCCGCCCUCAUUGAGUUUGCCGCUGUCAACUACUUCACCAAUGCACAGAUUGAGCGCGCCAAAAAGAAGCCGGCCAAAUGUCCCCCGGUGCCCCAAUCCACGCCUGUCAAGGUCAAGGACGCAGAGGAAGUGCUGCAGCAAAAUCCUGAUACGAACGGUAAUCUGAGGAAGCGCAUGAAUUAUAUCUCCCACCAAGAGUCGAGCAGUCAACAGAGAGCCCAGUCCACCACCAACAUUGCAGGAGUAGGGCGAGGAAGGCCGCUGCGACCUUUAGCCGGUGGAACCAAUGGCAGCUCCUCCACCCUCUCCCGCUCCAGCCCAAAGUCUGAGAGCCUGCUCAGCGUCGCGUCUUCCUCAGCGCAGCUGGUGAAGAGUACGCCUCAGGGUGCAGCUUCUACGCCAGACGUAAUGGCGGGGACACCGUGCAAGCAGAACGCCAGCACUUCCUCUCUGCAGCAUCUGCUGGGCCCGAAGCUGGAGCGCAUCCAGAUGAUGGGGAACAAACUGGAGCCGAAGCAGACGCCGUGCUCCCAGCCCACCACUGCUGGUAUGGGCGGAACCAGUAAAAUUGACAAGUAUGCACGGAUCCUCUUCCCCGUGUCGUUUGGCGCAUUUAACAUGGUCUACUGGGUGGUUUACUUAUCAAAGGACAUGAUGGUGGCUAAAGGUGGCUAGACGUGUCUUUUAACACAUGGGAAGUAAAUAAGGAUUACUGGAGUUUGUGAACAUUAUGUAGAACGUGUUGUUUUUGCCAAACAGAUGAACAAAAUGUGCCCAUAAAGCACUUAAGAAUAUAUUUAUUUUUUUCUUCCUGAGUCCUGAAACUGCAAGCAUGGGAACAAGCGAGCAAAAUUAGAAAAACCUGACUCAACAUAAGAAGGAACACCUGCACACUGGAGUAUGCUACUGUCCUCUUUCUAUUACAUCGUGCUUCAUUUGACUGAAAAGGUCCUCAUCAGCUUC